AUGACGGACGUGUAUUCGCUAUUCACAUUUCCUACGACGUCGCGCGGCUUCAGCGCGCUGCCCUCGCAGCCCCAAGCGUUCCCGAGCACCAAGGAUUCGUCCCGGUCUGCUUCUCCCCCACGCAAGAUCGCUCGUCUGGAUGGCGCGUCUGAUGCUCACUCCGCUUCUGCCCCCAGUUCGCGCGCAGGUGUUGCUGAGCCUGCGGACAAGAGGGGUCCGAUUGUCCUGCGGGUCGUUGGGCCAUCAAUUCAACCUACUCCUGACGGUGUGAGCAAUGAGGAAUACGGCCUCGUUAGACGCACUAUCAAGAUACUCCUUGAUCCAGAGGAAAAGUCGCCCUUGCCGGCUACGUAUGAUCGCAUCUCUCGUGCUUGCCGGGCUGUCGUGAACGAAGCGGGCAGAGGGGAGGGACUGUAUGAUUUCCUGAAGAUGGAGCUGGAACGGCGAGUCAGUAAAAUGGAGGAGAAACUGGGGGGUGAGCCUCGCAAGAGUGUGGAUUGGCUUGUUCCUUUCACGGAGACUUGCGAGUGGUUUGAGAAGCAAGUGGGCUUGCUGCAAUCUCUUCUCGCAUACCUUGACACGCUCUAUGUUGCGGAAAGAGGGCAUUUAAUUGGGACGAAGCAAUUGGCAUACACCAUGUUCACCAAUACAGUCGUCAAGAGCGUUAGAGUCACUGCGGCAAUCAUGGAUGGUAUUGCCGACUGGCUUGAAUGGGAGCGGACGCACAAAGCGACACAUCCCCUUCGGUCCUACCUUCCCAAGCUUGUUCGCCAUAUGCGGGCCCAUGAUCUCUAUGUGGAGAUUAUCGAGACACCGUACCUCAACCUAACGCACACCUACUAUAUCAAAGAGUCCAAUGACCUUGCAGAUGGUAACAAGCUCAAAGCGGACGAAUUCCUGGAACAUGUCAAACGUCGCUCCGCGGAGGAGCGAACUCGGGCAGACGAGGUAUUGAUUGAGAGCAGCGUGAAGUCGAUACAUGAUACUACGGACAACGCCCUCCUUGCAGGAAGGCUCCAGUGGUUGGCCAAUGACGCACUUGACACCCUUAUCAAGGGCCGGAACGACUCUCAAAUCAAGUCGAUGUACGAGCUGUUCGCCAAGGUCGGCGGCCUUAAAGUGCUCAGUGCCGCGUUCAAGGUGCACGUUCAGAAAGAAGUAAAGGGUAUCGUGACGGACGUCGCAAAUGACGAAGAAAUGGUCCCACGCCUUCUCGAGUUCAAAGCGUUCGCGGACAAGCUCGUCGCGACUUGCUUCGUCGAUGCAGUCCCCUCUCCUCCCGGCACAGCACCUUCACAAUCCCUCGCAUCCUCCUCUAGGACUCCCACGGCGGCGGCUUCUCAACCCGCUGUCCAGCCCAACCGAGACUUUGCUUACGGCCUCAUCGAUGCCUUCCAAGCCGGCUUCAAGUCGCGCCGGAUCAAGCCCGCAGAGAUGAUCGCAAAGCACUUGGAUAAGGCCAUGCGGCGGGGCCAGAAGGGCAAACGCGACGAGGACUUCGCCGCCGAGCUCGACGAGGUCCUGGCUCUGUACCGCUUCACGGACGACAUGGACGUCUUCCGCACGUUCUACCAGCGCGCGCUCGCCAAGCGGCUGCUCCUCGGCCGCAGCGCAAGCGACGACUUUGAGAAGGCGGUGCUGAAGAAGCUCAGAGAACAAUAUGACCCGGACUUUGGCAAUGGGGACAAGAUGUUCAACGACCUUGAUCUGUCGCGCGAGUUGAUGGCCAGGUUCUACAAGGAGAAGAAGGUGGACGAGUCGAGUUCGCUGCACAAGCUGACGGCUAUGGUCCUGCAACGGAGCUCUUGGCCGUUCGCGGCGCGCAAGACGGACAUCCUUCUCCCGGGAUGGAUGCAAGAUGACCUCUCUACCUUUGCGAACUACUACAAGUCGAAACACCAAGGACGAGCGCUAGAUUGGGACCACGCCCUAGGCACUGCGACGUUGAAGGCACGCUUCAAGGCGGGCAACAAGGAGCUCUCUGUGAGCCUGUACCAAGCGGUCAUCCUGCUGUUGUUCAACGAGGAAGAGGAACUGGCGUACGCUGACAUCAAGGAGCAAACUCGAUUAGACGACGGCGAGCUGCAGCGGACGCUGCAAAGUCUCGCUUGCGGGAAGAAGCGGGUGUUGAAGAAGACACCGGCGGGGAAGGAAGUGAACAUGACGGACACGUUCCUAUUCAACGUCGACUUUACGGACCCACGCCACGUCGUCCACAUCAACUCCAUCCAGUCCAAAGAGACGCCCGAAGAGACGAAGCGGACACAGAGCUCGAUCGAGGCGGACCGGAAGCACGCGCUGGACGCCGCGAUCGUGCGGGUGAUGAAGGGCAAGAAGGAGCUCACGUACGAGCAGCUGAAGACGGCGACGAUCGAGGCGGUCAAGAACCACUUUGUGCCCGAGGUGUCGAUGAUCAAGAAGCGGAUUGAGGGCUUGGUGGAGCAGGAGUACUUGCGGCGGGACGAAGAGGACCAGAACCGGUUCUUCUACGUCGCGUAGGGGCUACGACGUUUCAAAGAGCUCGGAUGCGGGCGGACCUAAGACACGUGCUACCGGAGCCGGGCGCGCGGUAACGACUUAAGGGGGAGUGCGACUACCAGUGCGAUAGACUAGUUGCAGUCAAGCUACCCACUACUCCAGGGCGAGGCGGCGAAGUUGGGCAUGUCGUGAAUGGACGCGCUCGAGAAUGUCAGGCUUUGCGCGACGGAUCUGGACCACGGUCGACUGUGCCUAGAGUGAUCCCUGGAGACCUGGCCAGCAGCCGGGCGACACACUGUGAUGCGGACCAAUAGUGAAGUGUGUGUACAGUCCGCUGAAGCUGAGAGCUGGCGGUGGCCACCGCGGCCACCCGCGCUGUUGAUGAGCGACGCUGAGAACAUCGAGACCGUU
Dichomitus squalens LYAD-421 SS1 is the source of this 2889-nucleotide messenger RNA. RefSeq names its product Cullin-4B. Bases 1 to 2499 code for a protein of 832 amino acids. Gene Ontology annotation, molecular function: ubiquitin protein ligase binding. Gene Ontology annotation, biological process: protein ubiquitination; ubiquitin-dependent protein catabolic process; DNA damage response. Lineage: Eukaryota; Fungi; Basidiomycota; Agaricomycetes; Polyporales; Polyporaceae. The record is from RefSeq and is a predicted model, not a curated record. The transcript has 11 exons. Gene Ontology annotation, cellular component: Cul4-RING E3 ubiquitin ligase complex.